AUGUCUGACGACGAGGCCGACCCGGAGCUUUUGGCUCUCCUCCGCCAGCACUUUCAGAAGAAGCUCAACGUCGACGACGAGCCUGAGACGGGCGUCCUCGAGGGAGCCGAGUACGUCUACGACAACUCCAUCGAUGUCUGCAUCGACAUGAGGGCGACCAAGCGUGCUGCUGCCACAAUCUACGCCCAGAUGGAGCAGAAGCAGUACUCGACGGCCACCUGGGCCGAGCACGAGCUGCAUCCCAAGACCAAGGACGACAGCACCGCCGCCUUCAUCUUCACCAUGGAUCUGCUUAACUUCUGCUUCUGGUCCGAGAAGCCAGAGGAUGAGCGGUUCGCCGUCGAGUACCGUGGCAAGACCUGGACUGGCUACUGGAGCAUGGUCGCUUCGCUGCAGAGGGCUCUCGAUGAGGGCAUCCCCAUCACGAGCUCUGACUUUUGGCAGAGCGAGGAUGAGUGUAACAUGGAGCUCAUGAGGCACGUGUUCAGAUCCAAGACGGAGGAGGAGAUGCCUCUGCUCGAGGAGCGCCUGACUUGCCUCCGUGAGGCUGGCACGGCGUUGUAUGAGAGGUACAACUGCAGCGUCACAAAACUCAUCGAGGCCGCCAACGGCUCUGCGGUAAGGCUCGUCAACCUUCUCGCCCGCGAUUUCGACUGCUUCCGUGAUGAGCACGUCUUUGAGGGCCGCCGGAAGCCGGUGCGAUUCCUCAAGAGGGCCCAAAUCCUCGUAGCGGAUAUCUGGGCCUGCUUUGGCGGUGAAGGCAUCGGCGCCUUCCGGGAUAUUGACAAGAUCACUAUGUUUGCCGACUACCGCGUCCCGCAGAUCCUCAACACCAUGGGCUGCCUGUACUAUAGCCCUUCGCUGGCGACGGCUAUCAACUCUAAGCGGGUUUUGGAGAGCGGAGCGAGAUGGGAGCUGCAGAUGAGAGCAUGCAGUAUCUGGUGUGUCGAGUUGAUCAAGCGGGAGAUCCAGAAGGACCACCCCGACCAUAUGGAGAAGACUUCUGAUGCACCUUCAGUGGAGGUUUAA
Molecule: messenger RNA, 1029 nt
Organism: Colletotrichum chrysophilum
Lineage: Eukaryota; Fungi; Ascomycota; Sordariomycetes; Glomerellales; Glomerellaceae
Exons: 3
Coding region: 1-1029 (342 amino acids)
Source: RefSeq, a predicted model, not a curated record